This is a messenger RNA of Closterium sp. Yama58-4, 1791 nucleotides long. The record is from the annotation of a GenBank genome assembly. Lineage: Eukaryota; Viridiplantae; Streptophyta; Zygnematophyceae; Desmidiales; Closteriaceae.
AUGACUUACAUGAAGUUGCAAUGGCUGACCAUGGCGUGCGAUUUGGACGUGCGACUGCGACUACGACUGCCAGUCGCAGCGCCAUCAGUGGCGACAAAAAUGGUUCUCGCCAAGUCCCUGCAGGCGAAACCGUGGGUUGGACGUCAGAGCUGUGCCGGCGAAUGCUACGCCAAGCGGAAGCAGGCAUUGCAUCAGGAGCAGGCGACGAGCUGCAGGAUGGCUGGAGCUGCAGCAGCAGGCGGAAUCCCUGCAGUGCACGGUGGUGGACGAAUUGACCUUCGAGCUCCAGAACCUGCUGCAGCGCUACAGCACACGAGCCGCAGCAAGGUUCACUCCAGAGCGCCUCGAGUAGCAGCAGCAGCAGCAGCAGCAGCAGAAACGGCAAGUGGUGGUUCUGGAAGUGGGAUUGGUGGGAAUGGGGCACCCAAGCAUGCUGCUGACGUGGAACAUGGUACCAACGUGGACAUGCUGAUGCCUGAGCUUCUUCCGGAUAACGCACUGCGGUUAGCCGGGGAGAUUUGCAGCAGGAUGGUGGCAGCAGGGGGUGGCUCACAGCUCGUGGAGACGUACAGGAAAGUACGCAGCAACUUCCUGAAGCAGGCAGUUGAGUCACUGAACAGCCACCUGGUGAACGGCGUGGUGGCAGCAGCGUUGGACAGCAUGGGAUGGAGCGACUUGGAGGUCACUAGCAAGCAGUGGGCUCAGCACAUCCCAAGGUGGGGUGGUGCUACAGGCGCUCUAGGCGCUACAGCCACCCAGGGUGGUGCACCUGCUAGCCCAAGAUGGGGUGCUGCAGCUGCCCUGGGCGCUACAGCAGCGUUCAGCGCUACAGCUGCUGCUCUUGUGAGCCCGAGAGUGCGUGGGGCAGUCAGGGCGCUUACUCGCAGGGCUUCCGACGCGUCAGUGCUGGCCAAUAGCGACGCGCCAGGUGGCGGGAGCUCAGCAGCACCAGCUGGAGGGGGCGUGGACCCGAUCACAAGCUAUGUGUGUAACUUCAUACGAAGCUUCCUCUCCCCCUUGGGUCGUCGCAACUAUGCUGCUACAUUGGCGACUGCCUAUAGCAAUACAGCAGGAGAGAGAGGAGGGGAAGGGGUGUAUGAGGGCAUGCUGGGGGGAGGGAGUGAGAGAGUGAGUGUGGAGCUGCUGGUGGGUGUGCUGGUGGUCUCGUUGAGGGAGUAUGUGGAUAAAAAAGCAGCUUUUAUCGAGGAUGCAGCCAUGAGAGAGCUGUACCAGAUGAACAAUCUACACUACCUUAUGCAGUCCAUGAACUCGUGGGGAGGGUGGAGGCAAGGGGGACUUCAACAGGCCUUUGCUGAUGCCAAGGGGAACGGCAGGUUGGAUCUGGCUCUAGCCCUCUCCACGUUCAUCGAUGGGAGCAUCCUUCAGAAGCACGUAGCUGCCUUCCAGACCUGCGCCCUCAGCAAGGUGAUAGCAGCCAUGUCCGACCGCCCUCGCCCUCUUGACUUCGUCCCAGAGUGCACCAAGCCUGCGUCGUCCCUCUGGCCCUUCUCCCACUCAGACGGAGGUGAUCACGAGGUGCUGGCAAUGAGCGAGCUGCUCAGGCUAAGGGCGUUCAACAGGGCGAUGGAGGAGCUGGUGGAGGCACAGAAGCGGUGGGCCAUCCCCGAUGCUGCACUGCGACUGCGCGUCUGCACCGCCUGGGCGGCUUGCCUCAAGGACCGAUACCGCAAGCUGCUGCAGCCACGCUGGGAUGAUUUAAUCACAUCCAAACACUACAUGCAUACACCCGAGAGCUUGGAGUUGAUGAUUAUGGAAGAUUUUUUCAAUUAG